Tetranychus urticae (two-spotted spider mite) is the source of this 3321-nucleotide messenger RNA. The record is from RefSeq and is a predicted model, not a curated record. Lineage: Eukaryota; Metazoa; Arthropoda; Arachnida; Trombidiformes; Tetranychidae.
UGAACAUAAACUCCCCUUAAUUUUUGGUCUAGAUUUAUUAUUUAUAUUUAUAUUAAUUUAACUAAUUCAGUAACCUGCUUAGGUCUAAUUUAUUUUGUAAUACAUUUUUGUAAUGGCUGACUUUCUUGAUGAAAGUAAUCCUUGUGGGAUCAAUCUUCUCCGUCUUGUUUCCCGUGGUAAUGCCAUUAUUGCUGAACUUCUCCGUCUUUCUGACAUGAUACCGGCUGUUUUUAAACCUGACUUAAAGACGGAGUUUAAUCGUUAUUCCGAUAUAAUCGUGGACUUUACUUAUUUCAAAAAUUUGGAAGCAAUCGAGGCGAAAAUUGACUCAACUCCAGCUCUCCGGGACAAAGACGAUGAAAUCCGUGACAAUUAUCUUGAUAUUUUAAGUGAUUUUUACCUUGCCUUUGAAUCUAUUCAUAAAUACAUUUUUGACCUCAACAAAUAUAUGACCGACCUGGAAGAAGGUUUUUAUAUUCAACAAACCAUGGAAACGGUUAUGAUUAAUAUGGAUGGUAAACAAUUAAUGUGCGAAGCACUUUAUCUCUGUGGCGUCAUCCUUCUUACUGUUGACCAAAAAAUUGAAGGAUCGGUGCGAGAAAGAAUGUUAGUUUCUUAUUAUCGUUACUCUGCACAACGUUCCACAUCUGAUUCAAAUAUUGAUGACGUCUGUAAUCUUCUCCGUUCAACUGGCUACUCAUCGGUAACAAAUAAAAGACCUGUCAACUAUCCGGAGGAUUUUUUCAAAAGAGUACCCAUUAAUGCUGAAUAUCUUAGCUUAGUUAUUGGUCGAUUAAGGUUUGAUGAUGUUUAUAAUCAACUUUCAUCUUACCCAUACUCUGAACAUCGAAGCUUCGCCAUGUCUAAUCAAGCUGCAAUGUUAUAUGUCAUCCUCUACUUUGCGCCAGACUUUUUACACAACCAACAUGCUAAUAUGAGGGAAAUUGUGGACAAAUUUUUUUCUGAUAACUUUGUCAUCAACAUUUAUAUGGGAAUCAUUGUUAACCUUAUAGAAGCUUGGGAGCCUUACCGUGCAGCUAAAUCAGCCUUAAACAAUACAUUGGAAACAACUAGUCUACGUAAACAUGCGAUCUAUCACAAGAAUCAUCUAAAUAAAUUAUUACAGCAAACUACAGAUUUACUGAAAGAAGGAUAUCUUGAUGAAGAGGUGGUCUUAGAUUCCACAUCAAAGUUAACUAAUAUUUUGAGGGAAUGUAAUGUUACUCUUCGAUGGUUAAUGCUGCAUACAUUUUCAAACCCUAAUGUAGAGACCCAUUGGACAACCUUUAAAAAGUGUAAACAAUCUCGAGAUGUGAUAAUAAGCGAAACUGGUCAUGAUCCAGUGAAAAUUUUUGAACUGCUGAUGCAUACCUCACAAUUAGAAUUGAAAGUGAAAGAAAUUUAUAAACAAUUGCUCAAUGAAAAACGUGAAAAAUGGGACAAAUAUCAAAGUGAAGCUGUCGAUAGGAUAUCGGAAUUAUCGGAAGUAUUUUCUGGUAACAAGCCAUUGACCCGUAUUGAACCCAACUCUAGUCUUCAAGAAUGGUUUGGACAACUUGCAAGUCAAAUAAAAGCUCUUGAUCCAGACCAGUUGAAAAGUUCAAAUCGCAAAACUAUCCAAAUGAUCAAAGCUCUUGAUGAAAUUCAGGAUUUCCAUCAACUAGAAGGCAGUAUACAAGUUAAGCAACACUUGAUUGAUGCUAGAAAAUUUCUGUGUUGCAUGUUAAAAACUUCAGAUGUAAAAGAGCACGUACUCAUCACUCUACAGCUCAUUGGCGAUCUCUCUUAUGCUUGGUUAAUAAUUGACUCUUUCACCAAGUAUAUGCAAAAGGGUAUUCAAAAAGAUCCAACUCUAGUCAUUAAACUCCGAGCUACUUUUCUCAAGCUUGCCUCUGCUUUGGAUAUGCCCUUGUUACGGAUAAAUCAAGCAUCAAGUCCUGACUUGGUUCCCGUCUCACAAUACUAUUCAAGUGAAUUGGUUUCAUAUGUUAGAAAAGUUCUUCACAUCAUUCCCGACUCUUUAUUUCGCCUUAUGGCACGGAUAAUUGAAUUGCAAACAAAUCAAAUUCAAGAGCUUCCCACCCGAUUAAUGAAAGAUCAACUUCGAUCUUAUGCUUUUCUCGAAGAAAGAUAUGAAGUUGCUCAGUUAACUCAUUCCAUUUCUGUUUUUACCGAAGGAAUGCUCAUGAUGAAGACAACAUUAGUUGGUAUCAUUCAAAUCGAUCCCAAAAAGUUGCUAGAAGAUGGUAUCCGUAAAGAGCUAGUAAUCCAAGUUGCCAAAGCAUUACACCAAGGAUUAGUUUUCAAUCAAAGAGUAAAACCAAGUGAACUUGUUCCCAAGUUAAGAAUUAUCUGUAACAUCAUGGAUGGUUUACGUCGCUCAUUUGAAUAUAUCCAAGAUUAUGUGUGUAUUUAUGGUCUGAAGAUAUGGCAAGAAGAAGUCUCAAGAAUUGUCAGUUACAACGUUGAACAAGAAUGUAAUGCUUUUAUGCGUCACAAAGUUCUUGACUGGGAAAGUAUAUAUCAAUCGAAGACUAUCCCUGUGCCUAAAUUUCCUCCGUUGGAUCAAUUUUCAGUCAAUUUCAUCGGUCGAUUAACUCGGGAAAUUUUAAGAAUUACUGAUCCAAGAACCACCAUUUACGUAAACUCUUCAAGAACCUGGUAUGAUAAUAAAACACGCGCUGAAAUUGUUGACCCCAAAUUAUUUAAACUACUUUUACAAAGCACGGGAACAGCUGGAAUCAAUGGCCUUGAUCGAUUACUUUCAUUUAUGAUUGUCAGUGAACUGGGAAAAAUUGAAUCAUUAAUCGAGAAACAAUUGCUGAAUGAAAAGUGGUGGCACGAUACUGUGAUAAAUGUUAACAACUUUUUAUCUAAAAAUGAUUGCGAUAUGCCAUCAAAUCAAGCUAAUAAAUUGCAAUCACCAAUAACUUCUAGAAAUCCAAGAACUCUGCCAAUCAUUACUGAAUCAAUAAUGAAGAUUGGACAAAUGCAACUAAUCAAAAACAACAUAUCUUUUGAACUCAAGGAUAGCUGCAAUUAUCAAUCAAGGAAUUUAAGAUCCGCUUAUGAAACUCUCAACGAGGCCUUAUUAACUGAACUUAAACGAGAUCCUAAAAAAUAUUUAGCCAAGGAGGAAAGUGCUCUUGUCUACGAAUUAACCAAUUAUUUAGAAUGGUCUGGAAUAUCAGAUCCUCUUUCAAAAAUUACAUUGGAUCUACUUUACCUCCGUACAUGGAUUUAGUUUGUCUUGUAAUUGUGAUUUUAUCUAAUCCUAAAUUCAUUUACGUUGAUAAAAUUCAUGGAUUGACUGCCAAGAAA